GCCGGCGCCGCCGCGGUCGCGGGUUAUGAGGCGGGGCCUCAGCCGGAGCCCCUGGGCUACAAGGAGGUGUGAGCCUUUCUGCCAUGUGUCUGAGAAUGAGGAAGUUAUACAAACAUAAAUGAGUGACUUCACAGAGGAGGAAGAAUAACAAUAACAACAGUGAUAACAGUAGUUUCCAGGUAUUAGUUUCAUCUGUCAAGUACUUUAUACAUUAUUUCUCUUUAAAGUCUCAAAACACGUUAGGAGGAUGAAAAUUUAUAGGAAUUCAGAAGAAAAUAUUUUGGUGAUCAUAGUAAAAGCUUCGAGUCAGAUGAGUUUCGCAUCAUGCUGUGAGCACUGUGUUUGGGCCGGAUGUGGCUUCCUUCAAGUAGGCGUGCUCUCUGUGGGGGGAUUCAUUCUGCGACAGGCAGAGAGCGGACCCGGCAGGAUGAAGGGGUUCUUUGUGCUUGUGCUGUCUCUCACCUUGCUGAUUUUCUUCUCAGGGGCUUCUCCGAUUCUGACGGAAAAGCAGGCCAAGCAGCUCCUGAGAUCCCGGCGCCAGGACAGGCCGAGCAAACCCGGGUUCCCCGAUGAGCCCAUGCGGGAGUACAUGCACCAUCUGCUCCUCCUGGAACACCGUGCCGAGGAGCAGUUCCUGGAGCACUGGCUGAACCCACACUGCAAACCCCACUGCGACAGGAACCUGGUCCAUCCCAUCUAAGAGGCUCGGGACCAGCCUCUGCAGGUGCUUUGAUGAGCAAAGGCCCGGAUACUAUUGAAACAAGAUGAGGCUCCUUUCAUUUCUUUUCCAGUUGUGGAGUGGAGAUCUCCAGGGCUUGUGAAUUGUGGGCACAGCAAGAUUGUCUUGGGACUAACGGCAAAUAUUUAUGCUGCUUCACUUUACUAACCUGAACAACUCAUUAAAACCAAUCCCUUAAACUGUAGAUCCUCCCUCCCUCCCCUUCAAUGAUCCCUUCCUACCAGUUUGAAGGGUAAGUAGAAGGGGAAUCUUUCCUGGGGCUGGUGGAGCUGGGACCUCCAGAACAGGAGAGAGGUUAGUGGGAAAGCCUUGUUCAGCCCAGUGAAACACACCACUCAGGCUGCGGGGGUUUUGGUCAUUGCUUUUUUUCCUCUCUCCU
Messenger RNA from Odocoileus virginianus texanus, 1118 nucleotides. It is a transcript of the gene C17H17orf67, whose product is annotated as chromosome 17 C17orf67 homolog. NCBI's taxonomy places the organism in Eukaryota, Metazoa, Chordata, Mammalia, Artiodactyla, Cervidae. The record is from RefSeq and is a predicted model, not a curated record.